AUGGCGGAAGUAAUUCUUUUUGAUGCUGCAGGCAAAAUCUUGGAAGUCUUGGGGUCGCUGGUUGCCAAAGAAAUCGGUUUGGCUAGCGGCGUUAAGGAUGAGAUUCGCCAACUCAUUGAUACUGUCCGCACUGUUAAAGCUAUUCUUCACGAUGCCGAGGAGCAGCAUAGCAAAAAGAAUGAAGAGGUGACGGUUUGGCUUCAAAGGCUCAAAGAUGCGCUUUAUGAUGCAGAUGACUUGUUGGAUGAUUACUACACUGAAUUUCAACAAUUGAGAGAGGCGAUGAAUAGGAAUACAUUAGCGAAAGAGCUUCCUGAUAAAAACCGAGUGGAGAAUGUAGAAAGGGAAACACACUCUUUUGUGCAUGCUGAUAAGGUUUUUUGGAGAGACGAGGAUAAAAAUAAUGUGAUACGACUUUUGUUGGACUCGGAUGGUCGUGAAAAUGUUUUGGUGAUUUCCAUAUUUGGACUUGGGGGCUUAGGAAAGACUACACUUGCUCAACUUGUUUACAAUGAUCAGAAUAUCAUAAACCAUUUCAAAUUAAGGAUGUGGGUAUGUGUGUGUGAGGACUUUAAUUUGAAAAUAAUUAUGGAAAAGAUCAUAAAAUCUGCGACUCGUAAGGAAAUUGAAAAGCUUGAAAUUGAUCAAUUGCAAGAAUGCCUUCGCAAAGAAAUUAAUGGGAAAAAAUAUUUAUUAGUUUUGGAUGAUAUAUGGAAUGAGAAUCCUGGUAUGUGGGACAAAUUAAAAAAUUUGUUAGUGAAUGGAGCGAGAGGAAGUAAGAUACUGGUGACUACACGCAGUGAACAAAUUGCUAAGAUUACUAGCAAAUUUUCUUCAUAUGUCUAUCCUUUGAGAGAUCUAGAUGAAAACAAGUCUUGGUCUUUGUUUCUGCAAAUAGCCUUUGAACAUGGGAUAGAGCCAAAAGAUUCAAAACUAGUGACGUUUGCAAGAGAGAUUGUAGCAAAGUGUGGAGGAGUUCCUCUUGUCAUAAUAACAAUAGGACACUUACUCUAUGGAAAUAAUAACAGAGAUCAUUGGCUGCAUUUCAGGGAUAAUAAAAUGAUGAGUAUAAUUAAAAACGAAAGCGACAUUUUACCUAUAUUGAAGCUUAGUUAUGAUCAUCUUCCUUUACAUUUGAAACAAUGUUUCAUCUAUUGUGCAUUGUUUCCCAAAGGUUACAAGAUUGAGAAGCAAAAGUUGAUUUACCUUUGGAUGGCCCAAGGUUUUCUUCAAGCAUCAAAUGAGAACCAAUAUUUAGAAGAUGUGGGUCAUAAUACAGUAGAUUCAUCAUGGAAAUUUCAAACUGUAUUGCAUGGUGUAACACAUGUAAGAACUUUACUUUUAUUUGAAUCAAAUGCUUUUCUUGAACUUGAUGGUGAUUUUGAAUUCUCAUCAAGUUCUAUAUCCUUGCGCACUUUGGAUUUUGGAGAGUUGGAGUUUAAGAAGUUGCCAAGAUCGAUUGAUAAAUUGAAGCAUCUACGAUAUCUCAAUAUUUCUUAUAAUGGUUAUAUUGUAGCACUUCCUAAUUCAAUGUCGAGACUGUGGAAUUUAGAAACAUUAGACCUCUCUAACUGUUUAGAGCUUAAGGAACUACCAAGAGAUAUUAGAAAACUGGUGAACCUUAGGCAUCUUAUAAAUGAAGAAUGUGAUUCUUUAGUUGGAAUGCCAUAUGGACUAGGGCUUUUGACUAAUCUUCUGACUCUAUCACUGUUUGUGGUAAGCAAGGGAAAUAGCUCUAGCAGUAGAAAAAGAAAAAAUGGUGGGAUAGAGGAAUUAAAUGGGUUGAACAACUUGAGGGGAGAACUAAAAAUUAAGAAUUUAAAAUACGUGGAAAAUAGCAGCUUGGCCAACUUAAAAGAGAAGCAAUUUCUUCGGUCUCUAAUAUUGAAUUGGGGGAGAAGUGACGGUGAAGAAGUUGAGGAGAAUGAUGAAGUUGUGUUAGUAGGUCUAGAGCCAAACCCAAAUCUGAAAGAAAUUACUAUAAGUUCUUUUCUAGGGGUGAAGAUGUGUAAUUGGCUUUCCUUCCUCCCAGAUCUAACUUCAAUUAGUAUAGACAAAUGUAAGAAAUGCCAAUAUAUUCCAAUGUUGGAUCAAUUACCUUACUUGAAGAGUUUGUCUCUUAGAUUUCUGUAUGAUCUAGAAUACAUUUCACAGGAACCAAGUAACAAUUAUUCUUCCACACCAUCAACAACAUUCUUUCCAUCACUUGAGGAACUCACACUCUAUCAUUGUCCUAAAUUAGAGGAAUGGUGGAGGAUAGAUGAUGAUGAUCGAGUAGGGUUGCCUUCAUUUCCUUGUCUUUCCAAAUUACGUAUCGAGUAUUGCCCUAACUUGAUGUCCAUGCCACUAUAUCCAUCUAUAGAAGAACUGACAUUGAGUAGGACUAGCUCAAAACCGCUGGGACAGACAAUGAUGUUGAUGAAUAGAGUGGAUCCUUCAACUUCCUUCAACUCUUCUGCCCCCCUCUCCACAUUAAGUUUUAUGGAUAUUUCUGCAAUUCCAGAUUUAGAAUCUUUACCAGUUGAAGGGAUGCGAAACCUCACUUCUCUAAUGGAUUUGACAAUUUGGUCAUGUCCAAGACUAACUCAAGUGCAUCAUGGUAUAAGACUUGACUUGCUCAUGGAUGACAUGCAAUCACAAAGUCUCAGAAACCUCUAUUCUUUAAAGCUUUAUAGCCUUCCCAAAUUGGCAUCUCUCCCAAAGGGGCUUCGAUAUCUUACCUCUCUACAGGAUUUGACUGUUAAUGAGUGUUACCAACUUGAAUUGCCUGAAAAUGAGGAUGAAGAUGACAUGCCAUGGAAAGGCUUUAGGAGCCUCAAUUCUUUAGAACUUUCUGGACUUCCAAAAUUGGUGUCUCUUCCAAAGGGGCUUCAAUAUCUUACCUCUCUCUAG
Molecule: messenger RNA, 2892 nt
Organism: Pistacia vera
Lineage: Eukaryota; Viridiplantae; Streptophyta; Magnoliopsida; Sapindales; Anacardiaceae
Product: disease resistance protein RGA2-like
Exons: 3
Coding region: 1-2892 (963 amino acids)
Biological process (GO): defense response to other organism
Molecular function (GO): ADP binding
Source: RefSeq, a predicted model, not a curated record